Molecule: messenger RNA, 3111 nt
Organism: Letharia lupina
Lineage: Eukaryota; Fungi; Ascomycota; Lecanoromycetes; Lecanorales; Parmeliaceae
Exons: 6
Coding region: 1-3111 (1036 amino acids)
Molecular function (GO): protein binding; ADP binding
Source: RefSeq, a predicted model, not a curated record
AUGCCGUUGCGACAGCUUUACCCCGCCGAGGAUGUUAACAAGGAAUCCCAGGUUGACAUUAUAGCUGUACACGGUCUCAACCCGCGUAGCAAAGAUGAUGAGGAACACGCCUGGGACACGUGGAGAACGCCCGCAGGCGACGACGGGCGAAUUUGGCUGAAAGACGAUCUACCCAAGAGAUACACUAGCCAGGCUCGUAUAUUCCUCUGGGUCUACAACUCGACGCUGGUAUAUGGAAAAGACAGAGGCCAGUUCAUCGACAAAGCGAACGACCUGCUAGAGGCAUUGCGAAUUGAGCGCCGGCAAGACCCUAAUCGGCCCUUGAUAUUCCUGGCUCAUAGUCUUGGAGGUAUAUUAGUGCAGCAGGCUCUCGUGAACGCCCACAACAAUGCGAGAUACACACCAAUUCGCACUUCGACGACCGGUCUCGUAUUCUUCGGCACACCGCACGAUGGUGGCAAUAAAUCUCUGGUGGCGCUGGGAUCAGUCGCUGCCCGCGUAGCUUCUACACUGCAUUUGCAAUCUUCGAACGCUGUCAUCGAAACACUGAAAAGCGGCUCGUUGUUCACGGACCUCCUCGAUGAACAAUGGAGGCAUCAGCUCGAAUCGUAUCAACUGGUCUCUUUCUGGGAAGGCAUUGGCAAUACUGUCCCUAAGAAGAGCGCCACUUUUGGGCUCUCUGGAACCAGAGAGAACAUCAUUGAGCUCAACGCAGAACACAGUGACUUGUGCCGCUUCGGUGGAAGCAGGCGAGACCAAGACAACUUCAAGCUUGUUGCAAGUAACAUUCAGGACUUGUAUGACGCUGCGCUUGAGAGAACCCAUGUUUCUCUCGCAAAUGAUUCCAAACACCUGCAAGGACAGGAACAAUUCCAAUUGGUGUUCUCCCUCGCUGCCGCUCCCGAAAUUGAUUAUUUUGUUGGCCGAGCUAGCAAUCUUGUAUCGAUUGAGUCGGUGCUUCUUCCUUUCACUGCUGCAGAGCGAAAGGUUGUAGUACUUCAUGGAUUAGGAGGCAUUGGAAAAUCGCAGCUGGCCAUUGAGUUCGCAAAGAAGCAUCGAGAUGACUAUUCUGCAAUACUCUGGCUCAAUGCGAAGACGGAGGUCACAUUGAAACAGAGCUUCGCCACCAAUGCCAGACGGUUGCCCAAGGAACACCUUAACCAAGAGCUUCUUAAUGGGUCACAGAAUGAAGAAGCUCUCAAUGCUAUCCUACGUGAAAUGAAAACAUGGUUAGGCCUCCGAGGGAACGACAAGUGGUUACUGAUCUACGACAACGUCGACAACCCUAAAAUUUCCGACAACAAGAGACAGCACGCUUAUGAUGUUCGAUCGUAUUUCCCCGAGGCUCACCAAGGCUCGAUUCUCGUGACAACACGCUGGAAAACUCCGAGAAUAGGACGCCCCAUAGAAGUCACAAAACUAUCAGAAGAUGAGGAGAGUGUUUCACUUCUAGUCCAAACUUCAGGUAGAUCCAUCGAGGAAGAUCCCAGAACCAAGGAUUUGAUAAGGAAACUUGAUGGCCUUCCACUUGCGUUGGCGACUGCUGGUGGUUAUCUGGGGCUGACUGGUAUACCUGUAUCAGCGUAUCUUGACCACUACGAAGCAUCGUGGCUUGAGCUUCAGCGGACAAGCCCUUCACUCCCUUCUUACGAGGAUCAGACAAUAUACUCGACUUGGAAUCUUUCGUACAUCUAUAUACGCAAAGAGAAUAAGUCAGCAGCGAAGCUCCUUGAGCUCUGGGCGUACUUUGACAACCGAGAUCUGUGGUAUGAUCUGCUAAAAGCUGGAGAGGAUGAGGCUCCCGACUGGUUUGUCGAUAUAAUCGGCACAAAGUUGGCUUUCAACUCUGCAAUAGGGAAAUUGCGGAAGCAUGCCCUAAUUGAGAAGUUGACAGAGUCUGACGGAUAUUCAAUGCACCAUUGCGUACACGCCUGGGUGAAGACCUUCUGGUGUACGCCUGUUGAGGGUCAGAAUGUGAAGUUAGCCCUUACUUGCGUUGGAGAAAGUUUCCCUUUCAAACCAGCACCAGGUGAUUGGAUAAAAAAGCAGCGUUUAUCUUUACACUUUGAAAGAUGCUUACAGCUACUGCCUCAAUGGGUCAACAAGAGCAAAGACUCCAGAAAAAGCGAGGAUUGUAUUUCCACCUUCUUUUGCAGUCUAGGUCGCCUUUACCAUGACCAAGGCAAGCUGACGGAGGCUGAAUCGAUGUACCAGCGGGCUUUGGCUGGCUACGAGAAAAAUUCCAGUCACAGAUAUAUAUUUGCCACGGUCAACAUUCUAGGCAUCCUUUAUUGGGAUCAAGGCAAGCUGACGGAGGCUGGUAUGAUGUAUCAGCGGGCUUUGGCUGGCUAUGAAAAAGCUUCUGGAUCGGAUCACUCAUCUACAUUAGACACGGUCAAUAAUCUAGGUAUUCUCUAUAGUGAUCAAGGCAAUCUAACGGGGGCUGCAUUGAUGUAUCAGCGGGCUUUGGCUGGCUAUGAAAAAGCUUCUGGAUCGGAUCACUCAUCUACAUUAGACACGGUCAAUAAUCUAGGUGUUCUCUAUAGUGAUCAAGGCAAUCUAACGGGGGCUGCAUUGAUGUAUCAGCGGGCUUUGGCUGGCUAUGAAAAAGCUUUUGGACGAGAUCACACAUCUACAUUAGACACGGUUAACAAUCUAGGUGUUCUCUAUGAUAAUCAAGGCAAUCUGAAGGGGGCUGAAUCGAUGUAUCAGCGGGCUUUGGCUGGCUAUGAAAAAGCUUUUGGACGAGAUCACACAUCUACAUUAGACACGAUUAACAAUCUGGGUGUUCUCUAUAGAGAACAAGGCAAGCUAACAGAGGCUGAAUCGAUGUAUCAGCGGAUCUUACUCAGCUAUACCAGAAAUUCUCCCCCCAAUCCCAAGGGGCAACUAGACCUGUUCUACAAUAUGGGUUUGUUAUCUCGAGAGGCGAAAAACUUUGACAGAGCAAAAGAUUUCUUCCAUCAAGCUCAUGAGGGCUACGAAAAGCACUUGGGAUCUCAGAACGCUCACACUAUCAACGCGUUGGAAGAGCUCAAUGCAGAGAUUGAGCGAGACUCGCGAAGAACCGAGAGGUCAGAUGGAGAGGGCGAGUCCAUGGAGACGGAUUGA